CGACCUCAGAUCACAGCACAACAGCAGCGACAGAAGCAAUAGCAAGCGAUCAAUCUGUGCGACCUCAUCACCAGCCCGUGCAUUCCCGAUGGCGACCACGGUGAUGGCCUCCUCGAGCUCCCUUGCCUUCGCCGCUGGCGUGCGCGCCGCGGCCGGCCGCUUCCCAUCCCGGCUUCCGGCGGCCGGGCUCGCGCCACGCCGGCGCGCACCGCUCGUCAGGGCGCAGGCCGAGGACGCUGAGAAAAGCGCGGCCUCCACGCCGAAGCCAGCGAGCCCGGGGCUCUGGGACGCGCUGGCGUUCAGCGGCCCCGCGCCGGAGCGGAUCAACGGGCGCCUCGCCAUGGUGGGCUUCGUGUCGGCGCUCGCCGUCGAGGCAUCCCGCGGCGGGGGCCUCCUCUCGCAGGCCGGGAGCGGGUCCGGGCUCGCCUGGUUCGCGGCCACUGCCGCCGUGCUCUCCGUGGCGUCGCUGGUGCCGGUCCUCAGGGGGGAGAGCGCCGAGGGCCGGAGCGGCGGCGUCAUGAGCGCCGACGCCGAGCUCUGGAACGGACGCUUCGCCAUGCUGGGCCUCGUCGCCCUCGCCGUCACCGAGUACAUCACCGGCGCGCCCUUCGUCAACGUGUAGAUAUAUAUAUACGUCGUAUAUUGUACGCGUGUAGCUGUGUAGUGGAUGAGCUACUGUAUACGUAUUUGUGUAUGGCCGGGGUGCUUGUAAGCUAGGUUAAGUACAGUAGUCUGAAACAAUGAAGGAUUUCUUUGACACAAUUACUGUGUCUGUGCAAAAAA
Molecule: messenger RNA, 783 nt
Organism: Panicum hallii
Lineage: Eukaryota; Viridiplantae; Streptophyta; Magnoliopsida; Poales; Poaceae
Product: low molecular mass early light-inducible protein HV90, chloroplastic-like
Exons: 1
Coding region: 89-622 (177 amino acids)
Source: RefSeq, a predicted model, not a curated record